This is a messenger RNA of Mobula hypostoma (lesser devil ray), 11683 nucleotides long. RefSeq lists its product as uncharacterized. The record is from RefSeq and is a predicted model, not a curated record. Lineage: Eukaryota; Metazoa; Chordata; Chondrichthyes; Myliobatiformes; Myliobatidae. Gene Ontology annotation, biological process: intracellular signal transduction. Gene Ontology annotation, molecular function: guanyl-nucleotide exchange factor activity; protein binding.
UGGAUAAAUACUUCUGCCGAUACUAAUUUAGAUGCAGAUCAAGUGUUUUUGAAUCUGAAGAGGGUGUGUAUACCAAUGUCCUAAAGGCGAAACGGAAGGAUAAUUGGAGAGCGUUCGACUUACGAAGGGAGGUAUCACGCUCAGAAUGGAGGAAGGCUCUGACCAUUGCAGUUUGAAUGGAGAUGAUGCAGGAAGUACCGAAUCCAUGGAUUUGCCCCUUGCUGAGCCCGACUUGCACCAGAUGUACCUGUCCUGUCUACCUGACCGCUACAUGAAGGCAAAAAUGAGCCUGGCAGCCUACCUCAUUGAUUGGGCCAUUGCACUUCUUUGCAAGCGAGCAUUGGAUAGAAAUUCACUCCUGCAACAACAGGUCUCAGAAUCCAUAGAAAAUCUUUCUGAACCCUGUGAAUCUGAAGGGGAAGAUGGUUCAGAGGAAGAAUCGCCAGGAUCAAGCCAACAUUCUCGUGGUGCUCCACCUGGAUCCAGUAAGAAUGUCAUAGAAACACCAACAACAAGUGAGAGAACAUUGGAACCUACUAGUACAUCUUCAGAGAUAACGUUGACAGAUCCUGAACUAAAAGUAGAAACAAUUGCUGCUUAUACUGGUGAUCGGGAAAGGCUAGUUGAUAUAUCUGUUGAUCCAGAGCUCAGUGCUAGUACCUCUGAUACAUUGCAGUUGUGUGCAACACAAGUAAGGACUUGUACAGUUUCCUUCUUUAGAGAUUCGGAGAUACAAAGCAGAUCCUCUAGUCCACAGGUGAGAAAUGCAGCUGCAGCAGGGACAAAAUUAGUUCAAAGUGACAUUUCAGAACAAACCUCUGCAGUAACGUUAAACAGCUGUCCCAGUGUGUGCCUUGAGCAAAGAAUUUCCCACUCCAGAGCUAGUCAUCCUGCUGCUGACACAGAACCUAAACCGGGUGACCUUUCCCCAGAAACCGAAUCAGAGGCAAGCAAAUUCUCUUCUCUGUCGGAACCACAGGGGGCUGAACUUUCCAAUGAAGUUAAUUUAGAAAAAUGCAGCAUUUCUUUUGAAACAAAAGCUCAACAUAAUAUAUCCUCUAGUUCAGAAACAGCAUCAAGUGUUGCUUUUGAUGCAUACAUUGGUUGUCCUGAGUUGGAAUGGGACUCCAGUAAAACUUCUCUGCAUACACAAGACCAGAUUGCUAUUCCCUCUGAAACAGAAUCAUUGCUAAGUGGGAUUUCUUUAGACUUGAGUGUACAGCCAACUGUGUUUUCAUCAGAAUCACCAGAGCUAGCAAGGAUUCCCCCCGAUGAACAAUCUGAACCUGCUUCAACAUGUCUUGGGAUACAUUAUAAAUCCGAUGGAAUUAACCAUGAUCCAAGUAUAAUCGUUUUGGCAGAAACAGACUGGUUUUCCUCAAAAAAGGAACAGAUUUUACAUGAAAAUCCUUCAGGAGAUACUGAAAACUCCACUGUAGUUUGUCCCGGAACAAGUAAUACUCCUCCUGCAGAAUCCACGUCAACCCGGACACCACUAGAUGUGAACAGAUUCAGAAGUGAAAUUCCAGAGGGUCUAGAAUCUGAUAUCAUUGAAGCUUAUCCAGUGGCAGAUGAGACUUUGAAUGGGAUAAUAUCAAAAUUAGAAACAUUAUGCGCUUCCCAAGAUACAAACCAGAAACUAAGUGAAAUUUUCUCUGAAUCACAUUCAAAUGCCCUUGAAAGUGGCUGUGAAAGAGGUGAAGACUCUGCAGAAUCAAAAUCAAUCAGAUAUUCUCAGAGUGUAAGUCCAGAUCAAAGUCUAAUUCCCAACCAAAGAAAACCAGAUUCCACUAAGACAGUUUUAGGAUCAAGUGAAAAUUUCAGUGCUUUUGAACCUGAUCCAACAUGCCCUUCUGUGCAAACAAAUCAAGAUAUAAGUGAAAUUCUUAUUGAUGUUGAAUCACAAAUCCCCACCAUUGAGAUGAACAAUACUUGUGGUGAAAUUAUAUCAGAAUCAACCUGGGCUUUCUUCCAUCCAGACCAAGAUUUAAUUGAAAUUGCCCCUGAAGUCGAAUCACUUUCCACGAAAACAAAUCCUGAGACACAUGAGAUUUUUGCUGGUCUUAAAUCAGAGCCCGUCUGGACUUGCCUGGAUUCAGAGCAAAACUUAAGUGAAAUCCCAUUUAAAACUGAACUACAGUGCACAGAGGCAAAUGUGGUUUCUGCUGGCCUCAUUUUAGAUUCAGAAUCAGUCUGUGUUUCCCAGGAGACAGACCGAGCUCUGAGUGAAAUCCCUUCUGAAACAGAAACGGGCUUUCCUGAGAUUUCGCCUGGCAUAAUAUCUGAAAUAAAUAAAACAUCAACCUUGAUAAAUUCAGAGGUAAAGAGUCUGCCUGGUUUAGAUGGUAGGUGUCCAAAGAUAGAAACAAGUGAUACUGCUCAAGAAUUUAAAUCCAAAACCUCUUUGGCUUUAAUUUGCCCAGUGAGUGAAUUAGAGCCUUUUACAGUUUGUGUUGUAAAUCAAAAAGACAUCAAUGGAACAAAUACUACCGCUGAACUGAACACUAGUCAGGAAACCUUUCACCAACUGGGAUUUGAUGUCGAAAGCCAAUUAGAGCAGAAUGUGGUUUUUCAGGAGUCAAAGGGCUACACAGAUGUAAGUGAGAUUUCGGAAACCAAGGUAAGCAACCAAGAAGUACAUCAAGACCAAAGUGAAAUUUCUGCAAGUGGAAAAGUGGACAUAAGUGACCCUAUUUCGGAAGUAAGAUCCACUCAUUGUAACUCAUUUGAACUGUUACCUGGGGAGACGACUCGGGAAAUCCUUUCAGCUUGGCCAGAGACUGGGCAAACUACUUAUGAAGAAAGUGUACACAACAUCACUGGAGCUAAGCUGGAAUCAACAUGUUCUUCCAUUGAAUUUAAUGUUGAAGGGAGUGGAGUAGUUCCCCUUGAGACAGGAUCUGGGACUACUGAGGAAACAGCAGGAGCAAUACAAAGAACAAGAAGUAGUUCCACAGAGAGACAUGGAGAAGAUUCUGAAGAGGGUAAAUUGAAAGUUACGCAGAUUUUCUCACAAACUCAAACAGAACCACAUGAACAUAUAAUUGAGGGAAAGCAAGGGGAUAUCACUGAUUUAACAUCACCAGGAAAGGAGCAAAACGAGAAUUUUGACAGAGGUUUUGAGACACAUCUGUCAAGUCAGAGGAUUAAUGAAACACUGGUUUUGAGGGACAGCUAUUCACACACAGACCCAGAGGUUAGAAGUAUAGAAAAACAUGAGAUUGACCUUCAAACGGACAAACAAACAAGUAUGGCUUCAGUUAAUGCAAGGGUUGAUUCAGAAAGUCCUCCCAACACCACACCAACUGAGGUUUUCCUUGAGAGGACAAUAGAAACUAACAAAAUUUAUUCUGAUGACAUUAGUGUCAGAAGGGAGAAUGCUUUUGAACUCACUGGCCAGGAAAGUGCACACACGCUUGUGCUGAUUGAACAACCUAUUAAAGAGUGCAGCAAAACAGACCCAGAAACAGAUAAAUUGUAUUUGGUAUUCGAAGCUACCACAGAACAAAACUUAAGGAUAAGUAAUGUCUCUGGUGAGGAACAAACAGGGGUAGUUGACAUUCCUUCUCAAACUAGCAUAGAACCAGGUCUUGAUUCAGAAUCUGAACCAAGAAAGGUUUUUGUUGAAGGAUUGUCAAUAUCAGACACUACUAACACCCUUGAACAGAAUAGCACUGCUGAAAAAAAUAAAAUGGAGAUAACUGAUGCUGAGCUAGAGCAAACAAUCUUUUUUGUUGAUAAAGGGUUCAGAGACAAUAUUGUAGCUCCUGAAAACGGUUUGGAAAACCAUCCAAUCAGUAUUCAAGGUACUGACUCAAAGACAGCUGAACUUCCAGUAGAAGCAAAAUUAAAAGACACUGGAAUUGCAAACGCAGAUGUGCACAGAAAAUACAUUGGCAUACCUGCAGAGGUAGACUCUCUGCAAACUGAAAACACUGACAGCAUGGAUUAUGACAAAAUAGUGGAUGAACAACAAGCCAAUUGUGAAAAUGGCAGCCAAGAGACAAUUAAAUUAGAUGGUGAACCUACUGAUAGUCCACCAGUUAUUUAUGAUACUGAUGGUAACAGUACAACUAGUGAAGAACUAGAGGAAAGGACUUACCCAUUUGGAAGUAACAGCAGCUUACAUAAAGCACUUCAGAGACAGAGCUCCACAAAAGGAGAAGAUCGGUUUGGAUCGUUCUCCUCCUUAAACUCCUUCACCGCUUCUUUCAAAAGCUCAAAAUUUUCAGUUUUCACUAAAAUGGCAUCAUUUAGGAGAAACAAAUCAUGGUCACAAGAACAUCAAACUGAAAGUACCAACAAAGAGGGGAACAAGAGGCAACAGGUGCGAGAUGCGGAAGAGAAUAAAAUACAAACCAAGAGCAAUGCAAAUUGUGUCUCAGUGUAUAAAGUGCAUUACCCAAGCUAUAAAAUUCAUCUGCCUCAUCACGUCAAAGAUAAGAGUGAACAUCCAAUUUUGGAUGGUUCAGACGAAGACGAUGAUGUUUUCGAAAGUAGCAGUCCGUUGAACCAAAAUGUGAGUAGAGCAUUUGGCACUGGUGGACGACAGGAUGUAGAAGGUAUGGAAGAAGUUCAGAGUGUGGCAGAGAUUGGUCAUCAUUUCCAUAGCAGAAUCACAGACUCUAUGGAGGGAGAUGACAUUAACACAGAGGAUCAAAAUACCAAAAUAGCUCCCACAACGGAUAGCAGUUGUAAAAAGAGCAGAAGUGCCGACAGCCUUAACCUUAGAAUGAAACGGGCUUUUGCUAAUAAGUCACUCUCCAGUUUCUUUGAAACAAAAUCUGGAGAAAAAGAAAGUGCCCAUCAGCACUCAAAAUCUCACAAGAAAUUUGAUGGUGAUGAUGGCAAAUCAAGGCACAUGUCCUGGAAAAGGUUCAUGAGACUAAACGAGUCGGAAUCCAUAAAGGGAUCAAAUCCAUCGAGCACUUCAAGUACAAGCAGUGGGGAAAGUCAACUCAUAAGGACACAGUCUCAAGUGCACAGUGAAUAUGCAAGGCGGAUCUCAAUGGAUCAGGUUGACAGUGGCCACCCCUUAUCACCCUCAUCACCUCCGCCAGCUCGGAGGUCAUGCAGAGCUCAGUUUUCAAGUUGCUCCCCUGACUCAGAUUUUGUUGCAAAACCAGUUGAACAAAGAGGGAAAAGAACAUCUCCAAAUGGAUUGAGACUUGCACUGAUGCCCAACAAUAAUCUGGAAACUGAUGAUGGUUUCAGAACUACACCAAGUCAGUCCAUCCCACACACUUUAAUGAAUCAGUUAAGCCCUACUUGGAAUAGGCCUGGUGUGAUUUCCGAAUGCUUUGAUGGUCCUUUCCCUGCAAGGCCUAUGAGUCCUAAACCUCAAAGUCCAAGGUCAAGUUUUCGAAGGAGCUUUCGCUCCAGCAACAGAGGUAGCACUUCGUCGUGGACUUCCUUGGAUUCUAGCAGGACAACAGAUGGUGCGUUGGAAAGCCCUGAAAGGCCGACAACAUCAAAACCAAGAGGAAACCUCCUUCUUUCAGUACAGUCCCUGAAUUAUGAAUGUCAGAAAGAGGACAGUGGAAUAAGCAGUCAAUCACAGACAAGUCUAAAUACGACAUCUUCAGUCAUUGACAUUGCCAAAGAUGAGGAAGUAAGUAAGCAUCCAAACCAGCCAACACAGGAGAUGAACCCAACUGCUUCAGCGGUCCUGAGGAGCCAUCAGCAGAGCCACCUGCGGCAGCGCCCCUUCUCAGACAGCGGACAGAUGGCCUGGCUACAUGGUUGCACUGAGCAAGAAGCGAAAUGUAAACUAGACAGUGAGGAUGACAUGGAAGAGUUAUGCUUACCAUCUUACAAGCGAUGCAGCUCAGAUGAGUUGCUGCAGGAAGAAGCAAGGAAGAGGCGGAGGAAGUUGAUUGCAGAUGUAAAGAACAGCAGAAAACAUCAUGGCAGGACCAACGCUGAGACUCGCAAUGAAGUUGGAAUGAGAUUUCCCUAUCUGCCACCUCUCUCUGCUACCUUCAAAAACAUACCCCUGAGAUUUCUUACCUUAUCCCAGAGCACACCAACAGGACUGGACUGUCUAGGGUAUAAACACUGGAUGGAAACUUCAGUCAUCACCGAUGGUGCACUAGAGAAGAGUGUUUUUGCUGAUGAAGCUGGAAGUGAGGAGGAUUUGUACGAGGAUUAUCGGAGCGGAAACCACCGAUAUGGGCACCAAGGAGGAGGCGGAGAGCAGCUGGCCAUCAAUGAGCUCAUCAGCGAUGGCAGUGUGGUCUAUGCAGAGGCCCUCUGGGACCAUGUCACCAUGGAUGACCAGGAGCUCGGCUUCAAAGCUGGUGAUGUCAUUGAAGUAGUGGAUGCAACCAACAAAGAGUGGUGGUGGGGGAGGAUCGCAGACAGCGAAGGCUGGUUCCCUGCCAGCUUUGUGCGGUUGUGGGUCAACCAGGAUGAACCCAUGGAGGAAUAUCCAGUCAAGGUCGAGGGCGGGAAGCCUGAUGAUCCCAACAGUACUGACCACUGCUCGGCCACAGGCCAGUCGAAGAAAGACCAAAUGCGGACAAAUGUCAUCAGUGAGAUUAUGAGCACUGAGAAUGAUUACAUCAAACACUUAAAGGAUAUCUGUGAGGGUUAUGUUAAGCAAUGCCGGAAAAGGACAGAUAUGUUCACAGAAGAGCAGCUACGCACAAUCUUUGGGAACAUUGAAGACAUCUACAAAUUUCAGAAAAAGUUUCUUAAGGGCCUGGAAACUAAAUUUAAUAAAGAUGAACCCCAUCUGAGUGAGAUUGGUUCCUGCUUUCUUGAAUUUCAGACAGAUUUCCAGAUAUACUCAGAAUACUGCAACAACCAUCCCAAUGCUUAUGCAGAACUCUCCAAACUCAUGAAGAUCAACAAAUACGUUUACUUUUUUGAAGCUUGUCGACUGCUCCAAAAGAUGAUUGACAUUUCUCUGGAUGGGUUUCUGCUCACACCAGUGCAGAAGAUUUGUAAAUAUCCACUUCAGUUAGCAGAGUUGCUCAAGUACACUAACCCUGAACACAGGGAUUACAAAGAUGUUGAGGCCGCACUAAAUGCCAUGAAGAAUGUGGCAAAACUGAUCAACGAGCGCAAGAGGCGGCUAGAGAACCUGGACAAGAUUGCUCAGUGGCAGAGUUCAAUUGAAAAUUGGGAGGGUGAGGAUGUUUUGGCACGAAGCUCAGAGCUUAUCCAUUCAGGUGAAUUAACAAAGAUUUCGCAGCCACAGGCCAAGAGUAAACAACGGAUUUUUUUUCUCUUUGACCAUCAGGUGGUCUUCUGCAAAAAGGACCUUCUACGUCGUGACAUCCUAUACUACAAAAGCAGGAUAGAUACAGACAGCAUGGAAGUGGUGGAUGUAGAAGAUGGGAAGGACAAAGACUUUAACAUCAGUGUAAAGAAUGCUUUCAAACUUCAAAACAAGUUCACAAAUGAGAUUCAUCUAUUCUGUGCAAAGAAGUCCUCGGUGAAACAACGAUGGCUUCAGGCAUUUGAAAAUGAAAGAAAACAGGUCCAACUGGACAAGGAGACAGGAUUUGCUAUCACUGAAGUUCAAAAGAAGCAGGCAAUGCUGAAUGCAAAGAAAUCACAUCCAUCUGGAAAGCCAAAAGCUGUAACAAGGCCUUACUAUGACUUUCUAACCCUGCGGCAGAAACAUCCGAUGCUGCCUUCAACCAUUCCCCAACAGCAGGUGUACAUGUUGGCUGAGCCCGCGCAAGCCAUCCAACUUUUGGCAGAACAUCGGGAGACUGACGCCAUUCAAGAAGUGAAGGGGCAGCUUUGUGAAGCUGAUCUAAGGCCUUUCCAAGGGAGCACUUUAGCAACCAGUUGCAAUCAGAAUGAAUGAAUGCUCUGUGCGUGUUCAGAUGUGUAUAUACAUAAAUGCCACUACAAGCUGUACUUCUACAAGUUGGCAAACUCCUCACUGGGAGAAGAUGGCAUUUCCAUCUUCCAUUGACAUUUCUGGUCAGACAACUUCAUGAUAAGCUGACUGUCAGCAAUGCCAGUUAAAGAGCUGCCUAAGUGUAUGUUUACAUCCGUAGCAACAGCCAAGCUCAACGUUCUCCGAAUUCUACAACAUAAGGUUUUUCCUUUCUAUUUUAAAUGGGAAAAAUCCUACAUUUUUCAAGAGGGAAGCUGCAUCAUUACAAAGGAUUUAGAUUUCUAUUGAACAAUUUGCUGUACUUGUAAAGGUGCGCCAACAUUACGCAACAACAGAACUGUACUGUGAACAAGCAACUUUUCACAGAUCUCUAGUGCUGCAUCUUACCCUUCCUCUGUGCUUUCACUGGAAUGAAACACUGUGUGUGCCUACAUGCAAGUGGUGCAAGUUAUUAUUUAAAACACUUGGUGGAUUUGAACCAAGUUAUUUUGAAUACUUUUUGCCAAUUACUUUUAAGUGUGGGCAAUGCCAAUCUAAUUGCGCAAGAAUGGAUAAUUUCGGGCUCCUGGACUGAAACAGUGCUGCCGGUUGCCGGGCUCCUGUCAGAGUUUGUGUCAAUAAUGAGAAAGAGAAGCAGCAAACUACAAUGAAACAGUAGGUCUACAAUCAAAGUUUUCAUUUCUGCUGCCUGGAAUUUAGCCCAAAGUACGCAGCUGGGAAAAAGAGUUUUGCCCUCGCAUUCAUGCGAUCUUAAAUGAAAUUAGGUUGUGUCACGAGGUCAAUGCUGCACUCACAGUUGGCACUGAAAUAAUCAUGAAAGUUACAUCCUCAAUUUGUUACAGUAUUAACUUGAAAGAAAAAAAAUGUUUAAUUCAGUCAGUGUAUAGGAGGAAAGAGUGACCUGCCAAGUUAUCAUGUCCUAAUGUCUAUAAAUGAGUUGUGUAAAUAUUAACAAAAUGAUUUAUUUAUGUACACUGAAUUCAUUGUACCUGUACUUACUGUUUGGCUUCUCCACAGUCUUUCCAGCACAAAUGCCUUAUUGAGGAAUGCACUUACCCGAUUGCUUGUCUCCUCCUGCCCUGACCCCUUCCCCAGUGUAGAAGUGAUAUUACUUCAAAAUUUCUUUGUCAGGGGAAAUUUAGAAAGGUCAUUUUCUGAAAGCUAAUAAUUAUAGUUGUGUUUUAAUGCAGAUUGGGUUAGAUGCUGCUGAUCCCAUUUUACAACCCAGCCUACUCCCUCGACUUCAAGACAACCUUACAAAAAUAAACUAAUAUGUUUACAGGACACGAUAUCAACCCAGACUGUAAAUAUGAAGAACAUACACAAUGGAACAUACUUGGGCAUUUUAAGCCAUUGGUCACCAUCCCAAACUGAGAAGACAUCUGGGCUUUCAGUGAAGAUUUAUGUAAGACUGCAUAAAAUAAUUCAGAAAUACGCAAAAAUCUACACAUACUUCUAUUAUUUUCCAUUAAUUCUUGCUAGCAUAGCAAAGUAAUUGUUAAGACAUGUUAACAAGAAUAUACAUUUAGAAAUCAGUAUAGAUGUGGUACCACAAGCCAAAUAUUGAAGCCCAUUCUAUUCAAAAGGAGAAGUUGAAUAAAAUAAUUACCCACCCAACGAAAUACCCCUUUCAGUAGAAAAAUAAUAUAUUGCCCACCCCCCAACGCAAUUUAAAGUUGUAUGGAUAAAUGAUUCUUAUUCUCUAUCUGCCUAGUUACCUUAAUUAGCAACGCCAGUAAUAGGCUGAGAGGUUUUAUAAUAGAAAGAGGCUGUGGGAUUCUUGAGCAAAAAUUAAAUCAUGAAUGAAGUAGUCCCUACUAGUCCUUGACCUGAAACAAUAGCUUGGUUUUUGUGCUCACAGAUGUUAUCGGAUGCAUCUUCAGCAUCUUCUAUUUUCAUUGCUGAUUUCUAGCCUGCCCAAAUUGUUACUUCUCCCAGAUCGUGCCAUUUACAGACACUAUAAAUUUACACAGUCCUCCUUGCCUUAUAACAAUGACAGUCUUACAAAAAUGACAAAAACUGUUCUAUAUUCCUCCUUUAAAAGUUACUUAAUCAUCAGUCUUUCUCUAGACUAAGUAGUUUAUAUAUUCCCAGUUAUAUUUUCAUAUACAUCCCAAAGUUCUGUAAUGUCUUGGGUUUAUGUCCUAGUUCCAGAAACAUUAGAAAUGAUGUACAAUUAUUUAGUGAGCACAAACAUAGAAGGAAAUAAUGGAAAGCUCUUCCAUAAAUAAUUCCCUGCUUCUUUAAAAAUUAUUAAAGUAUGUAGUUGUCUUUAUUUUUAAGACUUUUUAUUUUAUGUCCUUUUGGAAAUCUUUGGUGAGAGUGAGUCUGUUUUACUUCAAAGAUGCUCUAGUAAAGGAUCUGCCAACUAAACUGAAGGCACUUUAACUUGAUAAAUAAAGAUACUUUGGACUGAAGACAUACUCUCCCAUAAGAAUUUCCCCCUUAAGUGCACUGUCAAUUUAAAUUGUGCCCAGGAAUAUCCAAUGCCCUGAGGGCAAUGAUGUCUAUUUCUGCCAAAAGUUCCAAUUUUUGCAAAGUUUUAAUAAUGGAAAUAAAGGAAAAUAAUUUUCAGUAAAAUAAAAUUCAUAUAAUAAUUAGCAAAUAGAACAAAGGAAAUAGUUGCCUCAUUAGAACUUAGAUUCAUAGAAUUUCAACCCUGAUCACCAGUACAAUACGGCAAUGGCAGAGCAAUAUACUAUUAUCUGUGGAGUGAGUUUUACUGGUGGAGUACAACAUACGAAACCCAUAUUUAGCGCAUUUUGCUGCCAGGAAUGAAAUUCAAGAUGCUGAUGUUUUUGGAAGCAGCACUGGAUGCAGAAAUAAUCAUUGUUCUUGAAAGGAAAGUGGAUAAAUAUUUGAAUGAGUGAAAGGAAAGGUGUCAUAAAAGUGCCAAAGAAAGGAGGCAAAGUGAAGAGCUUUUUCAAGACACCAGGGCCGUCAAUGUGGGCUUAUGAUACCUUAUCUAACUGACAGUGUGGAAUUAAUGUAGGUCAGAAAAGGGUUUGAAACUUCGUCAAUAUUACUUCAGUGUCAGUAGAAAUACAAACACAAAAUAUUGGUCCUAGGUAAAAGAAAAGGAAAUUACAGCUAUGAGUGCAAUCGUAAACUUUGGAAAAGCAAUAUAUCUUAUUCCCUUGUUUACUUCAUUCUUCCUUGUAGUCGUUGAGUUUUGUAAAUUAGCUAUUCAACAACUUUACGUUUUGUUCAUUCAGUUUAGUUAGUUUCACACCUUUACUUCCAUCGUUCCUUCUGCAGUUAGACACUUGAAGAGCUCAGCACUCAGCUUUUAGCCAGUUAAUCUAAUUUAAGGCCAAACCACCUGAUGAACGACCAACAGAAGUUUUCACCUGACCAUCCAGACUUUAAAUAGGACAUGCAGAACAGAUAUCUCUGCUGAAUUUUCAUUUGAAGAACAUAGAAAACCUACAGUACAAUACAGGCCCUUCGGCCCACAAAGUUGUGCCAAACAUGUAACUACCUUAGAAAUUACUAGGCUAUAGAACAUUAAUUUGGAGAAAAUAAAAUUGUGCAUCUUGAGAACCAGGUGGCAGCCUGUAAAGCUCCAAAUUCAACAAAGGCCAAUCUUUUUGGAACCCUGUGAAGUCUUUCAUAUGUGGCCCAAGUAAACAUAUAAGCUUUGCUUGUGUUCUCAGUGUAAUAUCGCCAAUGAAGAACUCAAAUACAGAUUGGGUGACCAAUCUAUAGAAGAUCUCCAUUAAGUUCACAAAGCUUGAGUUUCCAAUUAUGCAAACAACAGGAAUUCUGCAGAUGCUGGAAAUUCAAGCAACACACAUAAAAGUUGCUGGUGAACGCAGCAGGCCA